This is a messenger RNA of Callorhinchus milii (elephant shark), 2589 nucleotides long. It is a transcript of the gene ankdd1a, whose product is annotated as ankyrin repeat and death domain containing 1A. Gene Ontology annotation, biological process: signal transduction. Gene Ontology annotation, molecular function: protein binding. The record is from RefSeq and is a predicted model, not a curated record. Bases 52 to 1578 code for a protein of 508 amino acids. NCBI's taxonomy places the organism in Eukaryota, Metazoa, Chordata, Chondrichthyes, Chimaeriformes, Callorhinchidae. The transcript has 15 exons.
AGAAACACUGGAAUCGCGCACCGAUCGGUCUGACCCGCAUCCCUCGCCACCAUGGAGGAUGAUCUCGUCUCAGAAGACGACAUAUUACUUCGAUCAGAGAAGGAGUUCCAUGAUGCAGCCAAGGCAAAUGAUGUGGCUAAAAUGGAAGAGCUGUUAAAGAAAGGAGUGAAUAAAAACGCCAAGAAUAAUAUAGACAGAACAGCUCUGCAUUGGGCAGCAGGCGCUGGACAUGAACAAGCACUCAGAUUACUUCUGGAAUAUGAUGUUUCAGUGGAUGAUAAGGACAAUUUUGGUAUGAACGCUGUCCUUCUGGCAUCUUGGUUUGGUCAUCUACGAAUACUCCAAAUCCUGGUGAACAUAGGAGCAAAGCUAACGUGUAAAAAUAAAAAUGGCUUAAAUUUACUGCACUGCGCUGCCCAAAGAGGUCACAUAAAAGUAAUGGAAUAUAUUACAGAGGACCUAGAGGAUGUGCAGCUGGAUCAACCUGAUAAGAUGGGUCGAACGCCACUUCACCUUGCCGCUAGUCAUGGCAAACUUGAAGUGGUUGAAUUCUUAAUUGGUUCCGGCUGUACCCACGGCUUGAAAGACAAGGAAAAGAACACAGCCCUUCAUUUAAGUGCCAGAAAUGGACAUGCUGAAGUACUACAGAAAAUAAUUGAAACUGCAGUGGAGCUGAAUGAGAAGAACCAGGAAGGUCAAAUAGCCUUGCAUUUAGCAGCUGAAGAGGGUCAUUAUGACUGUGUAAAACUGCUUUUAGAAGGUGGAAGUGAUGUGAACAUGCAGACAGAUAAGUCGAUGAAUGCUCUCCAUUAUGCUGCACAACAUGGCCAUGAAAAAGUUGCCCAGCUGCUUAUUGAGGCAGAAAUAAACACUGAUGCGGUUAAUCAUCAUCAUACCACUCCAAUGCAUCUGGCAGUGCUGCAUAAUCACAGCUUCAUUGUCAAGCUGCUGAUUGAUGCCGAGUGCGACUUGGAUUUCGCUGAUUAUAGGCAGCAGACAGCACUUCAUAUAGCAGCAGAGAACAGCAGGCAGGACAUUGCGGAAAUAAUCCUGAUGGCAGGCGUAAACUUAAAACUGGUUGAUAAGCAAGGGAAAACCUCAUUAGAUGUGGCUGCUCGUGGGAACAAUGUCAAUUUAGUGGAUAUGAUUAUCAAAGCUGACAGAUUUUACAAAUGGGAAAAGGAUAACCCAAACGGUGAUUCGGAUCCCUGGGUUGGAGUACUUCUGACGUUCAAACAAGACCACAGAUUAGAAACUGAGCACAUUCGCUCAGUGUUGUGGAGAUUAGCCACAAAAUACCUCAAACCAAACGAGUGGAAAAAACUGAGUUGCUAUUGGAAGUUUACUGACGCACACAUUAGAGCUAUCGAACAACAGUGGACAGGUUAUAAAAGCUAUAAAGAACAUGGUCACAGAAUGCUGCUGAUCUGGCUUCAUGGUGUUAUUAUGGCAGCAGAAAAUCCAAUUAAAGGACUUUAUGAAGGCUUAGUGGGGAUUGGAAGGAAGGAUCUAGCUGAAAGCUUCCGAAGGAAAGCAAAUGCAGACACCAAUUCCCCCAAGAAAUGUACAACAAUGUAAUUAAUUGCAAGUAAUCACUUUUGAAAACUGACAACUGAGUUGGCUUCCCACUCAGUACGUGGGUUAACAGGAGAUGGAGAUGACUCAGUCACAGCUAUGAAGGCACAAAGCAAAAUGAUUCAUGUGCUUUUAUUGUGCUGAAUAGCCAGUUGAUCACAAUUUAUUGCCUGCGUCAAUACUUUGUGGGUAUUAAGAGCAUUUUAAGAGCUGACUGACAUCAGAUGAUGAAAUAUGCUUUUCUUCCCAGACAAGCAAAAAAAAAUCAACUUUCAACAUUAAGAUCAAACAAAAGCUCUUUAUUUCUCUGGCCACCAAACCCAGACGUUAAACCGCCAAAAAACACGAUAAGAAUGUUUAUACCUGUGUAUGUGUGUGUGUGAAUAUAUAUAUGUGGGUGCCAUUAGUUUGGAGCCUUUGAUGUUUUAAAAAGGUAAAAACAAAUGGAUCAGAAGUCACCUAAAGUCUUAUUCUGCAAACAAUUCACGGGUGUAGUCUUAAAUCAUUCACGUUAUAUAUCAUAAUAUUAUAAGUAUAUUCAAUAUGUGUUUUUAUCUUUGGUUAAAUACAAAGGCCUAUUGUCCUCAUGCUGCCUUGUCUACUUGAUAAGUAACUACAAGUAUUUAAGGUGUGCUUAAAGUAAAGGUAAUAUGGAUUUGGUUGUAGACAAAUAAGGUAGAGUCAAAUUGGUCCAUUUUGUAUCACAGAGCCCUGUACUAUACAUACAUUGUGAAUUGUUAAACAAGUCCAUUACCAGCUGCUUACACUGGACGUACAUUUCCUUUUGAACUGAUAUCAGUCUGAUAACUUGCGGAGAGAGGAUAAACUAAUUACUGCACUACACUUGUACUGUACACUGAAAUGUAAAUAAUUUUUAUUAUGUUUGGUACUGAAAUUACGGGAUCUUUCCCAUUUAAAUAAAUAGGAUUGAUCACUCCAAUUUCCCCUCAUUGUAAAUUCUUCAAGGAAAUAAAAGCUCUUCACGACCACUUCAUUGAUUACAAAAAUAAAACA